AUGGGGCCCCGCACGGCUCCGAGACCCCGACCCCACACACGCUGGCUAACAGGUGGUGAAAGUUUUCUUUCCCGUCUACAUAUUUUUCACAUGGAGUCACUCCUCCUCGAGGCUGAGGAGGAGGAACCCCAGUCGCCCGUGGAAGGACGCUGGGGUGGGUCCGAGGAAAGGCCACCUCCCCUCCCCGCUCCCCGCUUCUCCGGCCCCGCACCCACAGACGCCCCGCCAGCGCGUUUCACAACCGCCUCCCGCCCGCGGAGCCCGCCCGUGCUCCAGCAGCUGGAGGCCCGGGGUUCCGAGAACCGAACGCGGAGUUCCCCUUCCCGGCUCGCGAGCGCCGCGCGGCCAAACCCGCGCCGGGCCGAGCCCUUCCCGCUGGGGCCGCCCGGGGCCGCGCGGGGCAGCGAAGCGCUCAGACGGCCGCCGCCUCCCGUGCCGGGACCCGAGCCCCGGAGCGCCCUCUCCGCUCCGCGGGGCCUCCUUCAGCCCGACCCCCGUCCCCUCCCCGGGGCCGGCCUCCCAGCCGACGGACGCCGGCGCUCCGGGCCCUACUCACCAGGUCCUCCCGACCUCCCGGCCCCGAAAGCGGCCGCCCCGGGGCGCGUAGCCGGCGCUCGCGCGGAGGCCGGCGCCCCGCUCCCGGCCGGCCCUUCCUACUCGCGCCUGGCCGGCCCGCCAGCGGAGCAACGUGGCCCUUCCCCGGCGAGGGCGGGGCGGGGCGGGGAGGGCCGAGGGGCGGGGCCGGACGCCCUCGCCGGGGCCCCUGCAUCCCGGGCCCGCCCCUCGGCCGACUUGGCCGUCCCCGCUCGCCGGGCGUCCCAAGUUUCCCGGGUUCCGAACUUCGGGACGCGCGGUGCCGAAGCGGCUACACAGCGCCCUUCCCGGCUCACGAUCCCGACCCCACUCGCACACUCAACCCGUCCCGCGGAGACUUCGGGAGCCUCGUCAUUCCCCCCAGCCCCCAGCCCCAGCGCCUGGAGCCUCACAGAGGGGAUGGGGUCAGUCCGGCCUCAGACUCUGACCCCCACCCCUCACCCCGCACCCCCUACCGCCCGGACGACCCUCGCCCAGGCGGCUCUGGGUCGUUACCUGGAUCCCGCCCGCCUGGUCUCAGCUGGAAGCCGUGGCCCUCCCAGGUCGGAGUCCAGGCCCCAGGCUGGGUCCAGACAGGCGGCCCAGGCCCCACCCCCUCGACCCCCGGCGGCCGGGCCCUCCCCUUGCGCUCCUUCCCCCCCUCCCACCAUCCCCCGCAGCCACUUCCGCCCGUGCUCCGGAAGUGAGUCCGCGGUAACGGCCACCUCCCUUCGUCCCGCCUCAUUCUUCCUCCGCACCCCGCUCCCUCCCCCACCGCCCGUCACCACCGCCACCACGGGAGCGCGGGACGUGGGUCUGCACUGUUCCCAAGACCGGAGACGAGGUGUGGGCCGGACCGGGUCUGGAAGAGAACUGAGCGUGGGGCGAGAGUACGAGAAGGGGCGGGGCAGAGAGUACGGCGGCGAGCGGGAGCGCGCGUCAUCGGGCGCCGCGCGGCGGGAAGCGCGCAUGCGCCUCGGCGCCCCGGCCGGUCGCGGGUGUUGA
Messenger RNA from Enhydra lutris kenyoni (northern sea otter), 1578 nucleotides. Its product is annotated as formin-like protein 5. Lineage: Eukaryota; Metazoa; Chordata; Mammalia; Carnivora; Mustelidae. The coding region runs from base 1 to 1578 and encodes 525 amino acids. The transcript has 2 exons. The record is from RefSeq and is a predicted model, not a curated record.